UCUUCCUACUCAGAAUUUUUCAUUUUUGGAAUUCACCAAAAGGGAUUAAAUUUCAAUCUCCCUCUUUUUCUUUUUCUACUUUUUUUUCUCUUUAAAUUAUUAUUAUUAUUUUUGAAUUCUCUCCGAUUUCUCUUCUCCCCCAUCAGAUUUUUCCCUUUUCUCCAUUUGGACGUUGCUCCAAUUUCUAACGGGUCUGAAGGUAUGCAGUCAAAGUCUGAAACCAAUAAUCAGCUCGAUCCAAAUGGUGCUCCAUCGACGAGUAUCUAUUAUGAACCCUGGUGGCGUGGCAUGGGGUACAAUACUUUUCCGUUACCUGUGGUUGGGGGAAAUGCUUCCAGUUCAACUUCUCUUGAAUUCCCUAAUGGUGGUUCAGAGUCAAAUGAUGGCCAAUCUGUGUCUAAUAAUGAUGUAAAUGACGAAGAAGAUGAUGUUUCCAAAGAAGUGCAAGCUACUGGAUCUCCACAUUCUGCGGGAAGCUACAGACAGGAUGCUCAGAAGAUGCAGCAUGUCUCAUCCACUUUGCCAGCAAUGCACGGUGAAUGUCUGACACAGUCUACACAACUCGAACUUGUUGGUCACUCUAUUGCUUGUGCAUCAAAUCCUUAUCAGGAUCCAUAUUAUGGAGGAAUGAUGGCCUUCUAUGGUCAUCAGCCCUUGGGCUAUCCUAUGGUCGGAGGACCACAUGCUAGAAUGCCAUUGCCCAUUGAGAUAGCACAAGACCCCGUUUUUGUGAACGCAAAGCAAUACCAGGGAAUUUUGAGGCGAAGGCAAGCACGUGCAAAAGCUGAGGCUGAGAAGAAGUCGAUAAAAGCCAGAAAGCCAUACCUUCAUGAGUCUAGACACCAGCAUGCCAUAAGAAGGUCAAGGAGUAGUGGAGGGCGUUUUGCAAAGAAAAAUGAAGUUGAUGGAAAGGAUAAAGUAAAUGAGAGUGGUUACCGCCUAAAUGAGGGUUCGGAACAGCAGAAUGGAAGCUCCUUGACGAACAGGGCCUCCGAGUAGCAGCAUGCAUCAGCCACUGGAGGUGAAUGCCAAGACAAUGGCCAAAAUUGGUUGAUGGGGAGGGAUUGAUUGCUUGUUUGUUAAAAGUAUUCCUGGCCACAACACGCCAGGCGGCAAAUCAUUCUUGGCUUUGUUCUGUUGUUCUGAAGAAAAAGAAAAAGGAAUGUAGAAUGAUAUUUGACUUACAGGAUCUCAUGGCUUCAAAGGAUUCCUCAAAGUCCAAGAGAUUUCUUCAUUCCAUUCUCUUUUUUUGCCUUUUUGUACAGAGUUUAUGAUGACUUAAGGGAGUGGAAACUUUGACCUCUUGUAUUAUAUAGCAGAGUGGAAACUAAAUGAAUCAUAAAGCUUAGGAUAGAUAUAGAGAUUGUGAUGCACAAAGCUUAAGCUUGAAAGAUUUUAAAUUUGAAUAUCCAAGGUCGACAGGUUAUUGAUGCAAAUUAUUAUUUUCUGGUAAAAAAAAUAGAUGGAGUUUGUCUUCCUUUAGCUUU
Messenger RNA from Benincasa hispida (wax gourd), 1487 nucleotides. Its product is annotated as nuclear transcription factor Y subunit A-1-like. Gene Ontology annotation, cellular component: CCAAT-binding factor complex. Gene Ontology annotation, biological process: regulation of DNA-templated transcription. Lineage: Eukaryota; Viridiplantae; Streptophyta; Magnoliopsida; Cucurbitales; Cucurbitaceae. The record is from RefSeq and is a predicted model, not a curated record. Gene Ontology annotation, molecular function: DNA-binding transcription factor activity; DNA binding.